Symbiodinium natans is the source of this 1458-nucleotide messenger RNA. NCBI's taxonomy places the organism in Eukaryota, Dinophyceae, Suessiales, Symbiodiniaceae. The record is from the annotation of a GenBank genome assembly.
AUGGUGGCAUCACUGGAGCCGAUGGUGCCAGUCUUGGCCCCCACUUCAUGCCGUGAACAGUGGCGCCUCUGGCUCUCAGAGGCCCGUGCUCAGCUGGGAUUGAUGCUGCCCUUGGCCACAGGUCAAAUCAUCAACUAUGCCCUGACAUUUGUGACACUGCACAUUGUCGCAGGAAGUGGCACCAGCGCCGUGGCAUCUGUGGGCUUAGCAUUGGCCCUCUACACCUGCCUUGGUCGGAAUCUUAUCAUGGGCCUUUGCGGUGCUGUGGAUACCAUUUCCUCGCAGGCCGCAGGUGCUGGACGCAAGGAUCUCCUGGGCCCAAUCUUCCGCCGCUCCAGCUGUUUCCUGCUGUUGCACCUUAUUCCUUUCAGCCUACUUUGCAUUUCCUGCCUCUUCUGGUUGCCAUUGGUCACAGAUCCUGCUGUUGGCCGCGCCACAUCAAAGUUCUUGCUGCUACUCAUCCCUGACCUGGCAACGCAGUGCAUCUGGCGUCCAAUGAACCGAGUGCUGGCAUCCCAGCAAAUCACAUGCCCGUUCAUGAUAGUGUCCUUUCUGGUGCUUCUUUGCCAUUAUGGCUUCUCGGUAAGCUUGGUGCCUCGCUUUGGCCCGCUGGGGGCGGCAGUGGCCACUUCCUGCAGUGGUUGCAUGACCUUGGUCUUUGGAGCGCUCGCUGUUUGGUGCGUAGGCGCAGGUCCUACCAUUUGGGGUGGCCACUGCACACCAGCUGCAAUGAAACAGGCUGGAGCCGGCUGGGGAUCGCUAGCGUCACUGGCGUAUCCGUCAGCGGCAAUGAGGAUGCUGGAGUCGUCGGGCUUUUCUGGAAUUGUUACGUCAAGCGCAUUGCUGCCAUCGCCCAAGAUAGAGGUGGAUGUCAUGAGUUUGUCCUUGAACGUCUACGGCUGCUUCUUCACUCUCUUUCCUGCCAUCUCGGUAUGCGCUGAUACGCGUGUAGGCAACGCCAUUGGCAAAGGUAUGCCCGUUGAGGCGAAACGAGCCAUGCGCGUGGCUGCCAUGCUGACGUUCCCUUUCACCAUCGCAGUCUCCAUGGUCUUUGCGAUCCCACAAUGCCGAAUGCUGCUUGACCAGAUGGUGCACGUCGACGCGCUGGAUCCCCGAGUGGCCCAGGGCCUGAACACGGCGUACUUGAUCUUCGUCUGCGGGUUCUACUGCAUCGAUGGCCUCCAAACAGCUCUUUCCGGUGCCAUUCGCGGCACAGGCCAACAGAAGACAGGUGCUCGAAUCUGCGUGCUGGCGUACUGGCUUCUGGGAAUCCCGGCAGCUCUGACCCUGGGCUUUGCCUGCGGCUUGAAGAGCACUGGCCUUUGGCUUGGGAUGCUGGUCGGACCGAUGGUGCAGCUGAUCUUGUACACAAGGCUCUUGCAGACGAUGAACUGGGAUGAAGUCGCCGGCGGUUGCGAGCAACGCUUACGCCGAGAUGAGGAAAUUGAGGGAGAUUGA